CCCGCAACGAUUUCUCCGUCAUUUAUCCGUCUCUGGCCUGUUCAGAAAAUACAGACCACCUGACAAUCCUGCUUGUAUCUUGCUUGACAAGCUUGAACGAUGACUACGAAAUUCAACGCCCUUGUCGAAGACAUCCCCCCUCAUUGCAGACUACUCUUCAAGCCAAUUGCUGACGCCACCAGCGAUGGCUGUCACAUGGACGUUUGGCUGCCAAAGAACGAGGGUACCACUGUCCCACUCGCGAUCAUUAUACACGGUGGGGCUUUCACUCAUGGAUCUACCAAAGAUAUCGGCUUUCACCAGGUUAAGUGGCUGGGUGAACAAGGCGUUGCUGUCGUGUCUUUAGAAUAUCGAAUGCUCCCACAAGUCACUCUGAGAGAGAUUCGAAGCGAUCUCUUCGACGCAUACGUGUUUAUACAGCGACACCUCAACCAAGAAAUAGAGAAAGCGCGACCAGCAUCGCCGGUCGUAGACACCACACGAUGCCUGGUGACAGGCGGCAGUGCAGGAGGCUCUGCUACCUUGUGGCUGUGCGCCGAUGUCGCCAGAUAUAACGAGACCGCGUCUCAGCCCUUGCCUGCUAUCAAAGCGGCACUUCCUGCCUACUGCGCAAUAACUCCGGAUGCCUUGAAAGCGGCUCCUCGAGAAGCGAUUUACUCGGUCAAGGAGCAGUUUGGGCCGGAACGAUUUGCACUCGUUGAGAAGCUAUUCAACGAGAAGGUAUGCUGCGCCGAUCCGUAUCGAUUCAAUGUCAUGGACAAGAAUCCGCCGAUGAAACCGAGAAACCAAUGGGUGGUUGCAGGGAUGAUCACAGGCACUAUACCCUCUUUCCUCCACGGCCGAGAUCCACCCUUCCCUCCGGAAGAUGAGAUUCUCAACAACAUCACGAAGGACUUCCCACCGACCCUGAUGUACGUGGCGCUGGAGGAUGAUCUGAUACCUCCGGAGGGGCAGAAAGAAGCCUUGGAAAGCAAGCUGGGACAAUUUGGCAUAGAGUGUCGUGUGGUCAUGGUCCAAGCGCCUCAUGGCUUCAUAGAUCUUCCCGCAAGAUAUUUCCCCGAGCGUGCUCAGGGCUGGUGGGAUGAGACGGUUCAGCCAGCUUUGGAAUGGGCGCUGGAGAAAAUUGGGGUCUAAGCGGGGAAAUGCAUGCUUGGCA
Messenger RNA from Kockovaella imperatae, 1156 nucleotides. Its product is annotated as Alpha/Beta hydrolase protein. Gene Ontology annotation, molecular function: hydrolase activity. The record is from RefSeq and is a predicted model, not a curated record. The coding region runs from base 100 to 1134 and encodes 344 amino acids. The transcript is spliced from 6 exons. Lineage: Eukaryota; Fungi; Basidiomycota; Tremellomycetes; Tremellales; Cuniculitremaceae.